Molecule: messenger RNA, 934 nt
Organism: Salvia miltiorrhiza (redroot sage)
Lineage: Eukaryota; Viridiplantae; Streptophyta; Magnoliopsida; Lamiales; Lamiaceae
Exons: 2
Coding region: 169-762 (197 amino acids)
Source: RefSeq, a predicted model, not a curated record
AAUAUAAGCAAAAAAAAUCAACAUAAAGCUGAUCUAGAAAGCGACAUGCUAACGAAACGACGCCGCACCGGAUUUUCAUAUAAACCAUAACCGCGUCGCGACCAAGAUUUUAAUUUUCCUUUUUCUUCACACUUGGCUUCGCACAAGCUCAGCUCCAACUCCUCUUCAAUGGCGUCUCUCUCUCAUCUUCUCUUUCUCUCUCUACUGCUUCGCUCCGCUCUGAUCAUCAAAUGCGACGACGAGGAAGACGAUCUUCUUCAAGGGAUCAACCAGUACCGGACGUCCCUAAACUUGACGUCUCUAACCAAGAGCGAGCGAGCAGAAUGCCUAGCGAGUGAAGUCGCGGAUCAGUUCAAGAACCAACCCUGCACCAACACCACGGGCGCCAACACCGUGCCCGGAACCGAGCCUCAGAUCUCCAGCUUCCCCAACCUCCUGACGAAGUGCCAUCUGAACGUCACCACCACGAGGGACGGGCAGAUACUGCCGGCUUGUGUUCCCAACCUCGACCCGGCCCUCGUUCUGUCCAACUUCACCAAGUCGCUCUACUCCGGGUAUCUCAACGACACCAAGUUCAGUGGCGUCGGGAUCGGCUCCGAGGACAACUGGAUCGUCGUCGUGCUGACUACGAGCACGCCCGAGGGUAACUACUCGCCCGGAAGUAGCCAGGGCAACGACGACGACAACGGGGCGGCCGGGCUCAGCCCCGUCGGCGCCGUGGUGCUUCUACUGGCUGGUUUGUUCAUGCUCAUGUCGAUGUAAAACUAGAUUGAAGAACAUACACACACCACCACGGCAUAUGUUGUAUCCUUUGUUUGAGCGAGACAUUCUUUUACCAUGUAGUUAACAAAUAUUCAAUCCAAUCAUAUGUUUAUUGGAAUUAUUGGCAUUGAUUAUGUAUCUUUUCUUCUUGAUAUAUCUGGAUUUCUAUUCA